Messenger RNA from Penaeus monodon (black tiger shrimp), 3675 nucleotides. RefSeq names its product mucin-5AC-like. Lineage: Eukaryota; Metazoa; Arthropoda; Malacostraca; Decapoda; Penaeidae. The transcript is spliced from 8 exons. Bases 1 to 3675 code for a protein of 1224 amino acids. The record is from RefSeq and is a predicted model, not a curated record.
AUGCAGUGGAGCCCUAAUCCCAUGCGGGCCACGAGAAUCCCCUCCCGUAUUAAACUCAGAGCUCGCCCUUCGGCGGUGUACCACCUGGCAUCACCGAGGAGUCGCAAGGUCUCAGGCGAACCUAAUACUCCUGGGGAGAGCGAGUCCUUCCGGAGAGCAAACAUGUUUAAAGCGAGCGAUGAGACUGCUUGUUGCGCUACUUCUUCGCGCGCGGCGGCGGCAGGGACAACGUACCAACGAAAACAGUACCACCGACAAAAUUACCACCGCGAACAGUUACCACCAACACAGUACCCCAACAACAUACCACCAACAUAUUUACCACCAACAACAGUAGCCACCAACAACAUAACCACAACACAGUACCACCACACCAGUACCACCAACAACAGUAGCCACCCAACAACAGUACCACCGAACAACAUACCACCAACAACAGUACCACCACAACAGGACCACCGACAAUUCCACCAACACAGUAACCCCGACAAAAAGUACCACCAACAACAGCUACCACCGACAAAAGUUACCACCAACAACAUACCAGCCAACAACAAGUACCCACCAACAACAGUACCCCACACAGUACCAACAACCCAGUACCACCAACAAAUUACCACCAACACAGUACCACCAACACCAGUACACCAACAACAGUCCAACCGACAAAAAAAGUACCACCAACAACAGCACCCCAACACAUUACCACCAACAACAGUACCACCGACAAAAGUAACACACCAACACAGUACCACCAACAACAGUACCACCACACAGUACCAGCAACAACCGUACCACCAACAACAGUACCACCAACAAACAGUACCACCGACAAAAUACCCAACCACCAACAACAGUGACCACCACACAGUAUCCACCGACAAAGUACCACCAACAACAGUACCUAAGACCAACAACAGUACCACCACAAAAUUACCACCGACAACAGCUGCACCCGACAACCAGCCGCAACCGGACAACAGUCGCACACACACAGUCGCACCGACGAAAAGCUGGCACCGACCACUUGCACCGACAACAUCUUGCACCGACAACAGCUGCACGACAACAGUCGCACCGCAACAGUACACCGACACAGCUGCACCGACAACAGUCCGCACCGACAACAGCUUGCACCGGACAACAGCUGCACCGACAACGGUCGCACCGACAACAGCUGCACCGACAACAGACUGGCAAGUAGCACCGACAACAGUCGCACCGACAACAGCUGCACGACAACAGCUGCAACGCAAACCGCUGCACGUACACCAGCCGCACCGACAACAACCCGCACACGACAACACCCGCACGCGAAAACAGCUUGCCCGACAACUCCGCACCCGCACAGCCGCACCGACAACAGCUCCCGACAACAGCCGCACCGACAACAGAGCCCGUCACCGACACAGCUGCACCGACACAGACUUCCCCAGAGACAACAGGCCGCACCGACAACCUGCUGCACCGACACAGCGCACCGACAAACAGCCGCACCGGACAACGCUGCAAACCGACAACAGCCGCACCGACAACCGCUGCACCGACAACAGUCGCACCGACAACACUCGCACCGACAACAGCUGCACCGACAACAGCUGCACCGACAACAGUCGCACCGACAACCGCUGCACCGACAACAGCCGCCCGGACAACAGAGCCGCACACCGACAACAAAUGAACCGACACAUCCCGCAGCCGCACAGCCUGCCACCGUCAACAGUCGCACCAGACAACACUCGCACCGACAACAGCUGCACUCGACAACAGCUGCACCGACAAACAGUCUCACCGACAAAACGCCGCACCGACAACAGCCGAACCGACAACACCCGCACCGACACACUGCACCGACAACAGCCGCACCGGACAACAGCCGCACCGUACACAGCUGCACAACCGACAACAGCUGCACGCGACAACCGCUGCAACCGACAACAGCGCACCGACAACAGCCUGCACGACACACCGCACCGACAACCGCUGACCGACAAACAGCUGCACGACCAACCGCUGCCCGACAACAGCCGCACCGACAACAGCCGCACCGACAACAGCCGCACCGACAACAGCUUGCACGACAAACAGCCGCACGACACAGCUGCACCGACAAAAACAGUCCGCACCUCGACAACAGCCGCACCGCCCACAGCCGCACCGACAACAGCUGCACCGCAACAGCGCACAGACAACAGCCGCACGAACAACCGCUGCAAGCACCGACAACACCCGCACCGACCACACCCGCACCGACAACAGCUGCACCGACAACCGCUGCACCGACAACACCCGCACCGACAACAGCUGCACCGCAACAGCUGGCACUCGACGAAAACAGCUGCACCGACAACCGCGCACCGACAACAGACCGCACCGAACACCAGCCGACCGCACCGACCAACCGCUGCACCGACAACACUGCAACCGACACAGCCGCACCGACAACCGCUGCACCGACAACAGCCGCACCGACAACACCAGCACCGAAAACACCGCACCGCAACCGACACAGCUGCACCGACAACAGUCGCACCAGAAACAACAUCUGCAAGCCCGACACGCUCUGCAUCCGACAACCGCUUGCACUUCUGCCGACCGACACUAACGCCCACGCACCGGGGGACAACACCCAUCCCCGACAACCAGCUGCAAGCCUACAACACUGCCUCACCUGACAACAAAACACCCGAACCGGACAACACCCCACCGACAACACCCGCCACCGACAACCUCUGCACCGACAACACCCGCACCAACAACCAGCUGCCUCACCGACAACACCCGCACCGACAACAGCUGCACCGACCAAACAUCCGCAGCAGCGACACGACCCGCAAACCGAUAACAGCUGCACCGACAACAGUUGCAAAGCACCGACAACAUUGCAACCGACAACAGUCGCACCGACACCGCUGCAACCGACAACCACGCACGAACAAAACCAUCUGCACCGCAACAGUUGCACUCGACACACCGCCCGCAACCGCCAAAAACACCCGCCCAGACAACAGCUGCAGCCGACAACAGUUUGCCCGACAACAGGCCGCACGACAACAGCUGCACGACAACUCCCGCAACCCGACAACAGCUUCGACCCGGACAACACCCCGCACCGACAACAACCCUGCACCUGUAACAACCACCCGCACCGACAACACUCCGCACCGACAACAGUUGCCCGACAACAGCCGCCAGACAAUCAGCUGCACCGACAACGAACACCCGCCCCGACAACCGCUGUCACCGACAACAUCCGCAACAGGGGGGGGGGGGGGGGGCAACACCGCAGCACCGACAACAGCUGCACCGACCACACCCGCACGCGACACCAGCUGCACCGACACCGUCGCACCGACAAACAACACCCGCACCGACAACACUGCAACCGACACCAGUUGCACCGCCAACAGCCUCACCGACAACACCCUCACCGUCAACAUCUGCACCGACACAGUUUGCCCGACCCACAGUCGCCACCGACACAGCUGCACACGACACACCGCACCCGACAACACCCGCAAUGAAUUAAACUCAUCUGUCCAGAAAAUGGACUUUAUACGUCAUCCACGCAAAUGCCGCAGUAUGUGUUUCUUGUGCCAACUCGUGGCUCUUAUGGUUACGCCAUGCCCAACUGGUCUUCAUUACAGAUCCGAUAAUCAGAACUGCGAGACUUAG